AUGAACUCAGGACAAGUGGUGGUGGUGGUGGUGAUAACCUUCCUUGUCAAAAGACUGGCCCACCACUGCCAGUCGCCCUGCCACCAGUUGCCCGGCCGCCACCGGUCGCCCCGCCACCAGUCACCCGGCCGCCACCGAUCGCCCGGCCGCCAGUUGCCCUGCCAGUCGCCCCCGCCACCGGUUGCCCGGCCUCCACCGGUCACCACGGCCGCCGCCGGUCGCCCCGCAGGUCGCCCCACCACCGGUCCCCCAGCCGCCGCUGGUCACCCCACUGGUCGUCCGGCCGCCACCGGUCGCCCUGCCGGUCGCCCGGCCACCGCCAGUCAUCCGGCCGCCACCGGUCGCCCGGCCGCCGGUCGCCCCACCACCACCGGUUGCCCCACCGACGGCUGCCAUCCCACCACCAACAGUCAACCUGCUGCGGCUGGCAAUUGUCCCGCCGGCUGA
Molecule: messenger RNA, 447 nt
Organism: Nilaparvata lugens (brown planthopper)
Lineage: Eukaryota; Metazoa; Arthropoda; Insecta; Hemiptera; Delphacidae
Product: classical arabinogalactan protein 9-like
Exons: 2
Coding region: 1-447 (148 amino acids)
Source: RefSeq, a predicted model, not a curated record